Messenger RNA from Manis javanica (Malayan pangolin), 1330 nucleotides. It is a transcript of the gene TSLIG3B, whose product is annotated as family with sequence similarity 98 member B. The record is from RefSeq and is a predicted model, not a curated record. NCBI's taxonomy places the organism in Eukaryota, Metazoa, Chordata, Mammalia, Pholidota, Manidae. Gene Ontology annotation, cellular component: tRNA-splicing ligase complex.
CUUGGCGCAGUGACGCAGGUUUCCGGCGGGCUUCUUAGAGCGCUGAACAGCUUUGGACCGAAGAACUGUGAGAGGGCCGGAUUCCGGUCCCGAACCUACGAUGGAGGGGGACGUGCUGGACACGUUAGAGGCUCUGGGAUAUAAGGGUCCACUGUUAGAAGAACAAGCCCUUGUGAAGGCAGCAGAGGGUGGACUAUCUUCACCUGAAUUUUCAGAGCUCUGUGUUUGGUUAGGCUCUCAAAUAAAAUCAUUGUGCAACUUGGAAGAAAGUAUCACUUCAGCUGGGAGAGAUGAUCUAGAAAGCUUCCAGCUUGAGAUAAGUGGUUUUUUGAAAGAAAUGGCAUGUCCAUAUUCUGUACUCAUAUCAGGAGAUAUUAAAGACCGCUUAAAAAAGAAGGAUGACUGUUUGCAGCUUUUAUUAUUUUUAAGUACAGAGCUUCAAGCUUUACAGAUAUUACAGAACAAGAAAUGUAAAAAUUCUCAAUUAGAUAAAAACAGUGAAAUUUAUCAGGAAGUUGAAGCUCUCUGUGAUACUCUUGGUAUAUCCAAGUCAACAACUUCUGACAUUCCACUUAUGCUAAACCAAGUGGAAUCAAAGGUGAAAGAUACUCUCUCAAAAGUCCAGAAAAAUCAUGUGGGAAAACCAUUGCUGAAAAUCGAUUUAAACCUGGAACAGGCGGAACAGCUGGAAAGAAUCAAUGAUGCUCUUUCCUGUGAAUAUGAGUGCCGCCGGCGGAUGUUGAUGAAACGAUUAGAUGUGACAGUGCAGUCCUUCGGGUGGUCUGAUAGAGCCAAGGUAAAAACAGAUGACAUAGCAAGAAUUUACCAGCCUAAGCGUUAUGCUUUGUCACCCAAGACAACUAUUACAUUGGCACAUCUACUUGCUGCUCGUGAAGAUCUGUCCAAGAUCAUUAGGACAAGUAGUGGCUCCAGCCGAGAGAAGACAGUGUGUGCCAUUAAUAAGGUGCUGAUGGGAAGGGUGCCUGACAGGGGAGGACGGCCGAAUGAAAUUGAACCACCACCCCCUGAAAUGCCCCCUUGGCAAAAGAGACAAGAAGGCGGUGGAAGGGGUGGUUGGGGAGGUGGAGGCGGAGGUGGUGGUAGAGGAGGUGGUGGAGGUGGAAGAGGUGGCUGGGGGGGUGGAGGUGGUUGGGGAGGUGGUGGUGGGGGAGGAGGAGGAGGAUGGGGAGCAAGUGGGGGUGGUAGAGGAGGUUUCUCAGGUAGGGGAGAAUACGGUGGGAGAGGGGGCCAUGGGGGAAGAGGAGGCUAUGGGGGUAGAGGUUAUGGAGAUCCAUAUGGAGGAGGUGGUGGUGGAUAUAGAAGAUAUUAA